GGGUCUGGGGCCCGCGUGCCGGGACUUAGCACCCCUUGGGAGCGCGUUGGGAAAAGGAGGAGGGCGAGAUCGGGCGAAGCAACCUCGGCUAAUUCGCCGAUGGAUUAACGAGCGCCCCCACCACGCUCCCCGCCGUCUCGGUCUAUAUUUACUCUCCACUUCACUUCGAGUUCGAGUUGGGGGAGAGGGAGCGAUUGCGAGCCGGGAUAAAUCUUUGAUUCGUUGGUUGCUCGAUCGAUCGAUCUUGAGGAUGUACUGAUACGAUUCGCUGCUGAACCCUUACCGUGUAUCUGUCGGUCAAUCAUCAAUGGAAUAUUAUAACUCUUCAUCAAUUUCCAGUGAUAGACUUGGUGUGCUUGGGCUCUGUCUCAGAGACAUCCUUGCUGAGAUUAAACCAGAAGAUAGUGAUCGAAUUAAACGGUUGAAUGCAAUUAAUCAAUUUUCAGAUUAUCUUAGAACUGUGCAAAGCUUGAGGGGUGCUGUAGUAAGGCCAUUUGGAUCUUUUGUUUCUAAUCUUUACACCAAAUGGGGUGACCUAGAUGUCUCUGUCCAACUUGAUAAUGGCUUGGGGGAUUCUGCAAGCAAAACUGUUAAAAGGAAUUUGCUCAGGGACAUAAUGAGAGCAUUGCGAAGAUAUGGUGUUGCUCGUUACAUUCAUUUCAUUCCUAAUGCGAGAGUCCCUCUGCUUAUAUUUGAAGGCAACUACCACAAUAUUUCUUUUGAUGUCUCCAUCGAUAACCAUCUUGGUAUAAUGAAGUCAAAGAUCCUCCUCUGGAUUUCUCAAAUGGAUGAGCGGUUCCGUGACACGGUUUUAUUGACGAAGGAAUGGGCCAAAGCACAAAACAUUAAUGAUCCCAAGUCUGGAACUUUGAAUUCAUACUCACUAUGUUUGAUGGUUAUCUUCCACUUUCAGACUUGCGAACCUCCAAUUUUACCUCCGCUCAAGGAAAUAUAUGGAGGAAACAUUUCCGAUGAUAUCACAGGAUGGAGUUCCAUUUCUGAGAGGCACAUCGAGGAUGUAUGUGCUACGAACAUAGAAAGGUUUCGGUCCCAAAAUUUCAGGCGGAGAAACCAAAGCUCUCUUGCUCAACUUGUGGUGUCUUUUUUUGAUAAGUUCUCUGAAGUCGAAACCGUAGCUUCAGAAUAUGCCAUCUGCACACAUACGGGUAGAUGGGAAAGAAUCGACAGCAACCUGGGAUGGGUCAGAACAUCACGUAGCAUGCUUAUUGAAGACCCCUUCGAGCGACCAGAGAAUGCGGCUAGAACUGUUGGCCCGAGUGAACUACGUGUAGUAUCGAACGCAUUCACGGAUGCAUACAAUAAGCUUUCUUCUAGUUCCGUGCUCGCUAAUCGCAACUCCUUGAUCUCCAGUUUAACCAGGCCUCUCGUUAGUUCACAGCUUGGAGUGCGCUCAAGGGUGCAUUAUAAUACUACCGGGACCGCAGCAAUCAAUUCUGUUGUCCUAGACCGGUUUGAGAAUGUGAUGAGACUGGAUAGGCAAUCUCACGCCUCGACUUCUGCUGCGACAGUCUCACGGCGAGCUAAUGAGAAUAAUACCCUACGUUGGUGACCGCAACAUCUUAACUUCUCUUAUCUGGGGCUUGCAAUUAGUGACUGGCUUUAACUUUUAAUUGGAAUAUGGUUGUUGCCAAACCUGGGAACAAGUUGUAUUUCAGAACUAGGAUCUUUGUGGUUUUAGCUUUAAUUUUAUGAUUUUGAGCUGGGCGGAAA
Molecule: messenger RNA, 1731 nt
Organism: Musa acuminata AAA Group (dessert banana)
Lineage: Eukaryota; Viridiplantae; Streptophyta; Magnoliopsida; Zingiberales; Musaceae
Product: protein HESO1-like
Exons: 9
Coding region: 308-1570 (420 amino acids)
Molecular function (GO): RNA uridylyltransferase activity
Source: RefSeq, a predicted model, not a curated record